AUGGCGGCUUCACUGGGAGGCAUGUUCUCUGGACAGCCACCCGGACCCCCGCAACCUCCGCCGGGGCUCCUGGGCCAGGCUUCGCUUCUUCAGGCCACGCCAGGCGUUCCGAGAACUUCUAACAGUACCUUGGUGGACGAGUUGGAGUCAUCUUUCGAGGCUUGCUUUGCUUCUCUGGUGAGUCAAGAUUAUGUCAAUGGUACAGAUCAGGAAGAAAUUCGAACUGGUGUUGACCAGUGUAUCCAGAAAUUCCUGGAUAUUGCAAGACAGACAGAAUGUUUUUUCCUACAAAAAAGAUUGCAGUUAUCUGUCCAGAAACCAGAUCAAGUUAUCAAAGAGGAUGUCUCAGAACUGAGGAAUGAAUUACAGCGAAAGGAUGCUCUGGUCCAGAAGCACUUGACAAAACUAAGACAUUGGCAGCAGGUGCUGGAGGACAUCAACAUGCAGCACAAGAAGCCAGCCGACAUCCCUCAGGGCUCCCUGGCCUACCUCGAGCAGGCGUCUGCAAAUAUCCCUGCACCGAUGAAGCAAACCUGAGGAAAGGCCACCUGCACACUAGUUGGUGCCUGAGUCAGCCCAAACACUGUUUUGCUAAACAUCUCUUCUUGUAGACUUGACAUUCUGGGAGAACUCUGCCAGAGAAUGAGAUGAUUUUCGUUUUGUGCUCUCACCUAAAGUUUUCCCCUUAUUUUUGUAAGUCAUUUCUUGAGUACUUUAUAAAAUGCUUAUUGCUGUGGUAAACCAAGUAUAUUGUCUUUAGCAAA
Molecule: messenger RNA, 764 nt
Organism: Budorcas taxicolor (takin)
Lineage: Eukaryota; Metazoa; Chordata; Mammalia; Artiodactyla; Bovidae
Gene: MED28
Product: mediator complex subunit 28
Exons: 4
Coding region: 1-537 (178 amino acids)
Cellular component (GO): mediator complex
Source: RefSeq, a predicted model, not a curated record